AUGGACCUCGGCGAGAAUGUCAACACCCCCACGACUCGUCUCCUGACACUACUAAAUGUAUCUGCUUUGAAAAGCAGAAAGAGAACACGGGAUGAGGAUUCUCCAGCUCCCGAGAAGUUGAACAAGCGGAAGACAGUUAAGAUUGCAGAAGAUAUUACCUUGGACCCAGGCCCCUCAAUAUUACACGACAGGACUAACAAUGGCAUAGAUGACGAAGUCAUUGGGGGUAAUGAAGAAAAUGACGAAGUAAAUUCACGAGAUGUCACUUCGUUAUACGAACAGCAUUAUGGACCAAAUACCGAGCUUGUAUCAGAUGCAUCAAGAGAAUCUGUGGAUCAACGACGCUGGACGUCUUCAAGGGAGAAAGUUGGAGAAUUACCAACUGUGUUUAAUUUACGAAACGAAGAUAUCACCCCUCCAUUGAAAAAACUGGCCAAAAAAACAGCAAUAUCAGAGCGUUUGAGGGGCCCAUUUCAGGCGCGACAAGCGAAGCAGUCAUCAGAUCAGAGGCAGAUACAAGAUGAUCUACUCUCGAUCUUGUCUGCCCAUCUUGAUCUAUAUAAUCCUGCGCUUUCUCUGGAGGAUCACAGAAGUGUACGAGAUGUAGUUGCAUUACACGUGCUGGACCAUAUCACAAAAAAGCGAAGACGAGUUUUGAAAAACAAUGAACGUCUUGCACAUGCGAAAGCAGCUUCAGUCUCACCUCCAGAGGACGUUCAAGAUCAAGGUUUUACUCGACCCUCCGUACUCGUUCUUCUCCCGUUUCGUUCGUCGGCAUUCGCUUGGCUUGAAUCAUUAACCACACAUACGCCCUCUCCUGCAUAUCAAAUUGAAAACCACUCCCGUUUCCUAUCUGAGUAUGCUCUUCCACCCGACGCGGUCGAUAAACUGGCAGUUGCAGAACCUGGGGCAUAUCCUCGAGAUCAUAUUGAGACGUUCAAGGGCAAUGUCGACGAUAAUUUCAGAAUUGGGAUUAAACUAACAAGGAAAAGCGUCAAAUUAUUCGCCGAUUUUUAUGGUUGUGAUAUCAUAUUUGCAAGUCCACUCGGUUUGAGGAUGUCAAUCGAGAAAGAAAAAAGCGCAGAUUUUCUAUCAUCAAUCGAGAUAUUGGUGAUAGACCAAAUGAACGCACUUGCAAUGCAAAAUUGGGAGCAUGUCCAGUAUGUCCUUUCAAACAUGAACAACCUGCCAAAAGAUUCCCAUGACGCGGACUUCUCGCGUAUCAAGCCAUGGUGUUUGGACGGCCAGCAUGAUGGCUUAGUCUCCGCGAGUUCUGCAUACCUUCGACAGUCCAUCCUCUUGUCACCUUUUGAGAUGCCAGAAUUGAGGGCGCUGUUCAACACCACGCUCAAAAAUACUGCAGGGAAGGUCAGAGUCGAAAAAAUAUGGCCUGCCAUACAGGUUCCACAAUCUAUCGACCAAAUGUUUGUUCCUGUCGACUGUGCGAACCCUAGGGACGAACCCGAAAAGAGAUUUAUUUAUUUCACCACUCAGCUAUUACCAAGGGUACUCAAAUCCGCAGUACAAAGUGCCAACACAGUGAUCUUCAUACCUUCAUCAUUUGAUUUCAUACGCGUGCACAACUACUUCCGGAAGCAGUCUUCCCUGAGCUUCGCUGUACUAUCUGAAUACUCCACCAACCAGGAAAUUUCUCGAGCACGAGAAAGUUUUUUCUCCGGUAAAAAGGCAUUUUUACUCGUUAGCGAGCGGUUCCAUUUCUACCGCAGAUACAAGAUCAGAGGCAUUCGCAAUAUCAUUUUCUACGGCCCUCCAGAACACCCUCAGUUCUUCUCCGAAUUCCUGUCUUUCCCAUUCCUCGAUGAUGGGGUGGAGGCCUCUGAUAUAAUGUCAAGAGUGAUGUAUUCCAAGUAUGAUAAGUUCAGGUUGGAGAGGAUUGUUGGGACAAAAGGUGUAAAAAGUCUUUUGGAAGGUCUUCUGUAA
This is a messenger RNA of Suillus bovinus, 1941 nucleotides long. Its product is annotated as DUF1253-domain-containing protein. Gene Ontology annotation, biological process: maturation of SSU-rRNA from tricistronic rRNA transcript (SSU-rRNA, 5.8S rRNA, LSU-rRNA). Bases 1 to 1941 code for a protein of 646 amino acids. The transcript is spliced from 12 exons. Lineage: Eukaryota; Fungi; Basidiomycota; Agaricomycetes; Boletales; Suillaceae. The record is from RefSeq and is a predicted model, not a curated record. Gene Ontology annotation, cellular component: nucleolus; small-subunit processome. Gene Ontology annotation, molecular function: U3 snoRNA binding; rRNA binding.